AUGGAGCGCCUUCCCAGAGACAUUGUACAACUCUGCAUGGAACCAGGCCGUAAAUCAGAGCUGAGAAGAAAUUCAGGUUUCCAAAAGCCCUCCCCUGUGCAGGCUGGGUGGAUAGGGAAGUGUGCUGGAGAGCCAGACAGCAAUCUUGCAAGUGAGACUGGGGCCCUUGAUAGUCCUUGCCCCAGCCCUGGUGUGGCAGGGUUGGCUGCUGAAAGUUCCCUGUCUGGAUUGUUUUACGGUUGCACAAGAGCUCGACGUGCUGCCCUGCCGGCUCUGGCUCCACGGGCCCUUCACCCCACAGGGAACACCUGCCAACAGCUCCUUGGCAGCUGCACUUUGUGCCAGUUGUACCAGCGCUGACGCUUUCCUCAGGCCCUGGGAAUGCGUCUGAGAGCUUCCAAAAGUCCCCAAUGCCCUUGCUUUGCCUUCUGAGUUCUGGGAACGCAGCUGAGGAUCUUCUACUUUGUGACUAUAGGACACAUGUCUACAACCACAACAAUAAUAGAUGGUAAGAACGGAUCCGUUCCUUCAUCAUCCAUGAAAGUGGGCAAGAAAUCAGUGACAGAAGACCUCGUGACAACAUUCAGCUCACCAGCAGCAUGGCUUCUUGUUGUUGCUCUGAUUGUUACCUGGUCAGCAGUAGCUAUUGUAAUGUUUGACUUGGUGGAUUACAAAGACUUAGCAGCCACCUAUUCACAGCAUUGCGAUGAUCCCUGUUUCCCUCCUGGAAGAUCUGUUCACAAGCUCAGCACAGAACCACUGAGAAUCAUUCAUGAGACACUGGAAGAGUCUUCUGAUUGGAUUUAUGGCUUUUUUUCUUUACUGUCUGACAUCGUAUGGAGUGAUGAUGAUGACAGUGAUGAAGGUGAAGUGGAACCUUCCCUGAAAAAAGAGAUUCAAAAACAGAAAACAGAGAAACCUGAAAAACGAGCACCAGUGAAAGCAACACACAGAGACAAACCUGAAAAACAAGAAAAAAUUGAGAGGAAGGAACCCCCAAAGGUGACAAGUAAAGACAAACUGGAAAGACAAGAAAAACCUGAAAAAAAGGAAAGGCAUGCAGCUGUUCACAAAGAGAAACCUGAAAAGCCAGAAAAACAAGAAAAGAAAGCACCGUCUAAAGUAACUCAAAAAGAUGCACCUGAAAGACAUGAAAAAGCUGAAAAGAAAACUCCUCCCAAAGAGGAGAAGAAAGUAAAGAGCACUAAAGUGGAAGCAAAAGUUAAAAAGGAAGUGAAGGAUGGAAAAGGAGAAGCAAAGACGGCAGAGAAGGUCAAGCAGGCAGAGACAAAAACUACAGAAACUGGGUUAAUAAAAGCCAAAACGAAAGUUAAGGAGGAGAAAGCUCUUCAGACUGUAACUAAAUCGGACAAGAAAGAUCAAUAUGCAUUCUGUCGCUAUGUGAUUGACAUGUUUGCGCAAGGGGAUUUUUAUCCAGGACAUAAGGAAUUCGCACCACCUCGUCUUCUUCUAGAACACAGUCCAAGAAAGAAACCAGCAGCUAUUGAAGAGAGAAAAGAGGAGAAGAAAAAGAGUGAUGAAAAGAAGACUAUGACUGAAACUAAGAUGAAAGAAAAAACAGGAAAAAAGGAGAAAGCUCAUGAGAAGACAGCUGUCCCUGAAAUUAAAAAAGCAGGGACUCACUGCCAUGAAAGGCACUAUAUAGGCUUAGAGGGAUUUUUUCUUACAGAUAAAAAAGAAGCUGCUGUGUCCAAAGAACUCAAAAAGCCAGCAAAAGCUCCUGCAGCCAACCCAGCCAUCAAAAAGGCAGCAGCACCAGAACCACAUAAAAAAGAAAAAAUAAUGGAACCUGCAGCUGUGAAAACUCCAAAGUCAAAAGCAGGACUUGAAAAAAAAGAAGGAAAAGCAACAAAGGCAGCAGUGCAAGAUAAACCAAAGAUGAAACAAGGAAAUCCUGGAAAAGAGAAAGAACUGAAAUCUCCAGCUGCCACAAAAAAUAAAGAAAAUGCUAAAGAAAAGGAAGGGAAGAAUCCUACAUCUUUGAAAGAAAAAGAUUCCCUGAAAGGAAAAAAUCCCAAGAAUUCAGAGAGCAUAAGAGAAAAAGGUAAUGGAAAAAGAAAAGAUGUGAAGCCUCCAACAGCCUUAAAGGAAAAAGACUCUUCAAAACGAAAAGAUAUUAAGGCUUCAACUAAUCCUAAGGAAAAAGCUGCAGUGAAAAAGGAGGGGGAGAAGAAAGCUUCCUCAGAGAACCCACAUGAACACAAGCAUGAACGUGUCAAACGUGAAAAAGCUGUCUCUCAGACUAAGCCAGAGGAGAAAAUGAAACAACAAAAGACUACUCCCACUGAGAAGUCAGCCCAGGCAAAGCCAGCAAAGCAUGAAGCAGUUAGACAUGAAAAAGAUGUCCCCCUUACAAAACCAGUGAAACCGAAAAACACUGCAAUCACAAAAAAACCAAAGACAACUAAGGAAAAAGAAGAAAAAGCAACUGCGAAGAAACAGCUGAAAGAUGAAAAAACUAAAGGUAACCCACCAGUAAGAGAAGAUCCACGACAUCAAAACCUGACGUCAGCUCCUGUACGCUACUUUCAAUGUGUCUUCCUAAAUGGACCUAAUGGAUUUGGGCUGCAAUUUCCUAUUAAUCCCCCUUCAAACAAGGAAGAAAAGACUCACUCAAAGACUUCCAAGAGAAAGACAAGGAAACCGGGGCAGUAG
Molecule: messenger RNA, 2676 nt
Organism: Vidua chalybeata
Lineage: Eukaryota; Metazoa; Chordata; Aves; Passeriformes; Viduidae
Gene: TRDN
Product: triadin
Cellular component (GO): membrane; sarcoplasmic reticulum
Molecular function (GO): signaling receptor binding
Source: RefSeq, a predicted model, not a curated record